This is a messenger RNA of Lathyrus oleraceus (garden pea), 1238 nucleotides long. RefSeq lists its product as uncharacterized. Lineage: Eukaryota; Viridiplantae; Streptophyta; Magnoliopsida; Fabales; Fabaceae. The record is from RefSeq and is a predicted model, not a curated record. The transcript has 2 exons. The coding region runs from base 321 to 806 and encodes 161 amino acids.
UUUUUCCCUUAAAAGUCUUCUCUCCUUUCUUAAUCUUGAUACUUUCUUUGCUGUCACUAAAACCGAAACCGAAGCCUCUUCUAUGAACAAGUACAGUAACUUCUAAAACAUCGUCGUUUCGAUCUUGUUCUGGAUUCAGUCAAACACGUGGUUACGAUUCAUCCGGACACGCUGUCCUCUCAACGCCUCCAACUUCCUAUAUCUCAUAUCUCUCUCUCACGCGCUCUUUGCCGCCAAGGUGGCUCUUCCGCAAUCAGCCACUUCCGCCACCACCUCCACCACCUCCACCGUCGCACACCGUCACCGGAUAAUAUUAUUCAAUGGAUAAAUCUUUCUCCAACGGAGAUGGCCACUUUAACCGAACAUUCUCUUCUUAUUCUUCCGCUUCACAGAGGGAUGUUCGUUAUAGCUGUGGCUCUUGUGGAUAUGAGCUGAACUUAUCCUCCUCAAACCGGAAUACCACAUCCAUCGGAUCAAAAUACGGGAAGUCCAUAAAGCGAGGUAUCAUCUCAUUCUUCAAUAUUGAUGAUAACAGAUUUACCCAGGUUGAUGAGAUACAGUGUGUGCCUCAUUUUCAUAAGCAUUCAUGGGGCUUAUUCCGGCGAAGAACUAAGCUUCUCUGUCGAAAAUGUGGCAACCAUAUUGGAAAUGCAUACGAUGGUUUCACUUCUUCCUUACCACUCGUGUCAGACGGAGCAGAGUUAUCCCCUAGCUCCAAAGCGGCCAGGAGUUUAAAAUAUGACAUCCGCAUUCGGUCGUUACAGCCUUCUUCUUCCGGAGAAUCUGGAUUCCCUGUAUUAGCUUGAAAUACCUGGUAAAAAAUGUACUCAAUUUCCUUUCUACUUAGUAGUCAUUGGCGAUAUGAAGGUUAAGAGUUCAUUAUUAUAUGCAGAGAUCUGGUUUGGCAGUUUUACUUUUUUGGUAAAAAAUGUGAAUAAAUAGCUGUAUGUGAAGGUUGCAAUAAUUGAGUUUAAAAACUACUAAAAGGAUGGGAUUGUCAGGUUAAUAAACAUGGCAAAACAUCCAAAGUAUAAUACUUAUAUUGGUGGGAAGUAAAAGAGAAAUUAAGCUAAACAAAGUUGGUGAUUGGUGUGGUAUGAAGGAUUCAAUGUAGUAUCAGAGCUGCGAGUUGUAUCAUCUAAGAUUAUUUUGAUAAAUAACUUAAUUAAGUGUUUAUACUUUAUAUGAUAAAUGCUUAUUAUAUAUAAGGGCACAAAAGAUAUUUAUCGUGCUUAUCA